This is a messenger RNA of Rhododendron vialii, 3038 nucleotides long. Its product is annotated as probable splicing factor 3A subunit 1. The coding region runs from base 269 to 2701 and encodes 810 amino acids. The transcript has 3 exons. Gene Ontology annotation, molecular function: protein binding; RNA binding. The record is from RefSeq and is a predicted model, not a curated record. Gene Ontology annotation, cellular component: U2 snRNP; U2-type prespliceosome; catalytic step 2 spliceosome. Gene Ontology annotation, biological process: regulation of alternative mRNA splicing, via spliceosome; mRNA cis splicing, via spliceosome. Lineage: Eukaryota; Viridiplantae; Streptophyta; Magnoliopsida; Ericales; Ericaceae.
GGGAGGUCGGUGAAAACUUGCCAAAUAUAAUUAUGUGAUGAACGUAUAUAUCCAAUUUCUACGCAAUCGGCUAUCUUCUCUAGGGUUUUCUCCGUACUCAGCAACACCCCAAUUCAACGUAAAUUGAACAGGGGUGUGAAGUUCUUCUGGGUCAAAGUCCUUAUUAGCUUGUAAUUUUCGGUAAUUUGUUACAUGAAACUGAAAGUUGAGUUGGGGUGAGAUUAUUAGUUUCAAUCCCUUAUUCUCGCUACUUCAAGAGAGAGAGAAAAUGCUGGGAACGCUGCCGAUAUUACCUCUUCCGGCGCCACCAACUGAUGGCAAUCUCGGCCCUCUUCCCGCUUCCCAAGUUUCGGAACACUCUGAUGAUGAGAUGAAAAUUGAGACCGAGGAUCAGAAUAACGUCGAUUCUGUUCCCGCAUCGGUUGCAACCCAUACUAGAACGAUCGGAAUUAUACAUCCUCCACCAGACAUUAGGAACAUUGUUGAUAAAACUGCACAGUUUGUUUCAAAGAAUGGACCUGAGUUUGAGAAAAGGAUCAUUGCAAACAAUACUGGCAAUGCUAAGUUUAAUUUCUUGAAUGCCUCUGAUCCUUACCACGCUUACUACCAGCACCGUCUAUCUGAAUUUCGUGCUCAAAAUCAAAACCAGCCUUCUUCUGAUCCUGCUGAUCCAUCUUUGCCGGAGUCCAUCCCUUCUGCUGCUGUUACUGAGGGUGACGAGACAAUCACUAAACCUGACCCCUCAGCCCAAUUUAGACCCGUGCGCAAAGUUCUUGAGUCCCCAGAGGCUGAGCUGUACACUGUUAGGCUUCCCGAGGGGAUUACAGGAGAGGAAUUAGAUAUUAUUAAAUUGACUGCGCAAUUCGUGGCUCGCAACGGGAAGUCUUUCUUAGCCGGACUCACCAGCAGAGAAAUGAACCACCAACAAUUCCAAUUCUUGAAGCCAACCCACAGUAUGUUCAUGUUUUUCACCUCUCUUGCUGAUGCAUAUUCAAAAGUAUUGAUGCCCCCAGAUGGAUUGAGUCGAUUGACUGAGAAGUUGAGGAAGAGUGUUACGGAUAUGACUACUGUGCUUGAACGUUGCUUGCACCGGUUGGAGUGGGAGAGGUCGCAAGAGCAAGCAAGGCAGAAAGCUGAAGAUGAGAUUGAGCAGGAACGUUUGCAGAUGGCCAUGAUCGAUUGGCAUGAUUUUGUUGUGGUUGAGACUAUAGAUUUUGCGGAUGAUGAAGAUGAGGAGUUGCCUGCCCCAAUGACGAUUGAAGAGGUUAUAAGGAGGAGCAAAGUUUCAGCUAUGGCAGAAGAAGAAGAUAAUGUUGAGCCAGGAAAGGUGGUGGAAAUGGAGAUGGAUGAAGAAGAGGUGAAGCUUGUUGAAGAAGGAAUGAGGGCGGCUAGUAUUGAAGAAAACGGUGAAGAGAAGAAGAAUGAGAUGAAAAUGCUUCCUUUGGAAGAACAGGAACAACCUAUGAGAAUCGUGAAGAACUGGAAGAGGCCUGAGGAAAGGAUUGCCUCAGAAAGAGAUCCGACAAAAUAUGUUGUGUCACCAAUCACCGGCGAGCUAAUACCCAUUAUUGAGAUGUCAGAGCAUAUGAGGAUUUCCCUUAUUGACCCUAAGUACAAGGAGCAGAAAGAGAGGAUGUUUGCUAAGCUUCGGGAGACUACCCUUGCUCAAGAUGACGAAAUUUCCAAAAACAUCAUGGGACUCGCCCGAACGCGUCCCGAUAUUUUUGGGACUACGGAGGAAGAAGUUUCUAAUGCUGUCAAGGCGGAGAUUGAGAAGAAAAAGGAUGAGCAACCGAAGCAAGUCAUAUGGGAUGGUCACAGUGGGAGCAUUGGGCGCACUGCAACUCAAGCCAUGUCACAGAAUCCCAAUGGAGAGGACCAAAAUGACCCUGCGAACAAUGAGUUGAGGAAUCUUCCGGGUCCCACAGCGCCACCCCCUCUUAGACCUGGCGUGCCAUCAAUUAGGCCACUUCCUCCGCCAGUAGGAUUAGCCUUGAAUCUUCCUCGUGUACCUCCAAAUGUCCAGUAUUCAACUACUAAUAGUGGUGCGAUGCUCAUGCAACAGCCUCUACCCAGGCCACCACCAGUUAAUAUGAUCCCGUCAGCUCGGCCACCACCGCCACCUCCAAUGCAGUUAAUUUCUGGGCAACAACAGUUUUUGGUGAAUAGGCAACCCCCGAUGCCACCAACAAUUUCUGUUAAUCCGCCAAGUAUUCCUGUGCCGCCUCCACCUGGAUAUACACCUCUGUCAGCUCCUCGGCCUUAUGUUCCCCUUACGGUGCCGCAACCUGGCAUGCAUAUGGUUCAGCCACCACCUCCACCACUGCCCGAGGAAGCUCCUCCACCACUUCCAGAAGAACCAGAGCCAAAAAAGCAGAGGCUUGACGAUUCCGUGCUUAUUCCUGAAGACCAGUUUCUCGCUCAACAUCCGGGACCUGUUCGCAUCACUGUUUCUGUGCCAAAUGUGGAUGAAGGAAAUCUCAAAGGGCAAGUACUGGAGAUUACAGUGCAAUCCCUAUCUGAAACUGUUGGCAGUCUGAAAGAGAAAAUUGCAGGAGAGGUCCAGCUUCCUUCAAACAAGCAGAAGCUGAGUGGAAAAGCUGGUUUUCUUAAGGACAAUUUGUCGCUUGCUUAUUACAAUGUUGCAGAAGGAGAAACACUUGCUCUUUCUCUAAGAGAACGUGGUGGUCGGAAGAGAUGAAUGGUUUGCCUUUGACAGAUCUUUAAAGUUUGCAACAUGAAUCUCUCUUGUUACUGUGGGAAAUUCUUCACAUGAGUUGUGGGACACCUUGAUGCAACCUUCCUAAAUGUUUUGUUGGAGAUUUAUUUUUGGUAUUGUGACAUUAUCUUUGAACUGAACUAUCAUUGUCUUUUAAGCUGAUGGUUUGACAUUUACUACAGAUGUGGCAUGUUGGAGAUCGUCUCUUAAGGGUAAACUGAAGUGAACUAGUUCCUUGUUACUAAUCGGAACUGUUCAGACUGGCUCCCCCUUAUUAUCUACUUUGUUAAUCAUUAAAUCUUCUUGUCAAGAGACAUCA